Molecule: messenger RNA, 1426 nt
Organism: Oryza sativa Japonica Group (Japanese rice)
Lineage: Eukaryota; Viridiplantae; Streptophyta; Magnoliopsida; Poales; Poaceae
Product: ferredoxin--NADP reductase, leaf isozyme 2, chloroplastic-like
Biological process (GO): electron transport chain
Cellular component (GO): chloroplast thylakoid membrane protein complex
Molecular function (GO): NADPH dehydrogenase activity
Source: RefSeq, a predicted model, not a curated record
GGGCACCACAAGCUCGUCACCUGCUUUCUCUUCCACUCAAUCCAAUCCUCUCUCUCUCUUUUCCAAUCUCAAUUACUACAAUCCUCUCCUCUCCUCUCCUCUCCUCUCCUUCCUUUGUCGCGAGUCACAGGCACACAGACAUGGCCGCCGUGAACACAGUGUCGUCGCUGCCCUGUAGCAAAGCUGGCGCCGCCGUAGCCGGGGGAGCUCCGAGGCCGUCGACCUGCUCCGUAUUCUACCCUCCUCGUUGCUGGUCCAAGCGAAGCAGCGGUAAUGGCGUGCGGGCGCAGGCGUCGACGACGGAGACGACCGCAGCGCCGGCUGCGGAGGUGACUACUAAGGUGGAGAAGGUGUCGAAGAAGCAGGUGGAUGGCGUGGUGACGAACAAGUACAGGCCCAAGGAGCCGUACACGGGGCGGUGCCUCCUGAACACGAGGAUCACCGGCGACGACGCCCCCGGUGAGACGUGGCACAUGGUGUUCAGCACCGACGGCGAGAUCCCCUACCGCGAGGGGCAGUCCAUCGGCGUCAUCCCCGACGGCAUCGACAAGAACGGCAAGCCCCACAAGCUCCGCCUCUACUCCAUCGCCAGCAGCGCCAUCGGGGACUUCGCCGACUCCAAGACGGUAUCGCUGUGCGUGAAGAGGCUGGUGUACACCAACGAUCAGGGAGAGAUCGUCAAAGGAGUCUGCUCCAACUUCCUCUGUGACCUGAAGCCUGGUUCGGACGUGAAGAUCACGGGGCCAGUGGGGAAGGAGAUGCUGAUGCCCAAGGACCCCAACGCCACCAUCAUCAUGCUGGGCACCGGCACCGGCAUCGCGCCCUUCAGGUCCUUCCUGUGGAAGAUGUUCUUCGAGGAGCACGACGACUACAAGUUCAACGGCCUGGCGUGGCUCUUCCUCGGGGUGCCCACCAGCAGCACGCUGCUGUACAGGGAGGAGUUCGAGCGGAUGAAGGAGAUCGCGCCGGAGAGGUUCCGGCUGGACUUCGCGGUGAGCCGGGAGCAGACGAACGCGGCGGGGGAGAAGAUGUACAUCCAGACGCGGAUGGCGGAGUACAAGGACGAGCUGUGGGAGCUGCUCAAGAAGGACAACACCUACGUCUACAUGUGCGGCCUCAAGGGCAUGGAGAAAGGCAUCGACGACAUCAUGAUCGACCUCGCUGCAAAAGACGGCAUCGACUGGCUUGACUACAAGAAGCAGCUGAAGAAGUCGGAGCAAUGGAAUGUGGAAGUCUACUGAUGGAUAUAUAUAUGUUAAUAAUUAAUUAAUCCCUUUUUAUCUCGAUUUUCAUGCAUGCAUGCGCAACCUGCAUACGCCAUCUUGUUGUACUCGAUCUGAUCUCAUCUGAUGAGAUGCAUGUAGAUAUUAUACUGACGAUUCGUCGACUAUAAAGUGGUUUCCCAUUUUCUGCUGUAUUUUGACAA